Messenger RNA from Trichomonas vaginalis G3, 738 nucleotides. RefSeq names its product SH3 domain binding. The transcript has a single exon. NCBI's taxonomy places the organism in Eukaryota, Parabasalia, Trichomonadida, Trichomonadidae. The record is from RefSeq and is a predicted model, not a curated record. Bases 1 to 738 code for a protein of 245 amino acids.
AUGUUGGGUAAGGUUAUGAUGAGUAAGGUGGAACGCAGUGCCGCCGUACCCAACAUAACCAUACUAACUUUUAUUUCACAAUACAAAUUCAUUAUUUCAUCAACAAUUAUCAGUGAAUCAAACAUCGAAUCAUUCAUCAGAUACAGUCUUAAAACAUGUGAUUUCGAUAAAACAUGUUCAUUCAUCGCAUCUCAUAUCUCUUUUCUUGGACCUUCAAAACUUUGUCUUCUUUUUGAAUCUGUUUAUCAUUCUAUUGCAUCAUCGUAUUUUAACGAAAACAUCGAUGAUACUUUUAUUGAUUUUAUUUCAAAUAUUUUGAGUAACGAACAUGUUUUUGUCUACAAUGAAGAUGAUAUCUGUGAUUUUGUUAUUUCAUUCAUCAAAACAUUUUCACCUUUAUUAUCAUUUUCAUCAUCAUUUUCAGAAACAUCAAAAACAUCAAAUACAUCAAAUACAUCAAAUACAUCAAAAUUCGACAAACUGAUUGAAUUCAUCAGAUUCGAAUUCUGCACAAACGAAACAAUUUCUCGUUUUAUCAAAUUUUAUUCUUCAUUCAUCAACUCCUUUGAUCAAGAAAUGAAAACAGAAAAUAAAUCAUAUGACAAUAUUCAAAACGAAAAUGAAAUCUUCACUCAUUUAUUUGAAACAUUAAUGUUAUCAUCAAAUGAUAACAUUAACAAUAACAAUCAUAAAAAACCAAACAAUUUAAUAAAAUUUCAACAACAGAUGAAAAUAUAA